This is a messenger RNA of Tribolium castaneum (red flour beetle), 810 nucleotides long. RefSeq names its product microsomal glutathione S-transferase 1. The record is from RefSeq and is a predicted model, not a curated record. NCBI's taxonomy places the organism in Eukaryota, Metazoa, Arthropoda, Insecta, Coleoptera, Tenebrionidae. Gene Ontology annotation, cellular component: membrane. Bases 273 to 731 code for a protein of 152 amino acids. The transcript has 4 exons.
ACCAAGUAAAUAAGCCAAGAGCCGCAGCAGAGGCCAGGCCGGGCAUUGGCACCAACCUGUUGCGUGUCGCAACUGUUGAAAAAAUCGGGUCAUUUGACCAAAUCUCAGCCAAACAGCACAAAACCUCCUCGACUGUACCGAGCCAGUGCAUUAUUUUGAUCACUCAAGGUCAGUCGUUUGGGUUCUUUGAACGUGUCGGACGAGCCGGUCUAGAAAGCAGAUUUUUUCACUGCUUUCCGUUAGAUUUAUCAAAGAAAUUGAAACCAGUGCCCAUGGACGUCCACCAGCUCAGAAUGCUCGUAACCGAAAACCCGGUCUUCCGCAGCUACAUGUUCUACACGGCCAUAUUAACCUUAAAGAUGAUGUUUAUGUCGCUCCUCACCAUCAGACAAAGAGUCAUGCAUAACUCGUUUGUGAGCGAGGAGGACGCCAUGUAUUUGAAAGGGAUGGUUUCGCGCACUAACGAGCACGUCGAAAGGGUGCGCAGGGGGCACCGAAACGACAUGGAGAACAUCUACCUGUUCUUCGUCAUCGGCUUUGCCUACACUUGGACCGACCCUAGCCCCUUUUUCGCCAAUCUUUUGUUCUUCAUUUUCACCGUUUCCCGACUUAUCCACACUUGCGUUUACACGGUUGUGAUAAUGCCUCAGCCAAUCAGAGGCCGCGCCUGGCUGGUGGGCUUCCUCGUCACUGGCUACAUGGCCAUAAGGACGCUCCUCCACUUUUGUUAAUAAGUAGUUGUACAAAAAAAAUUCUUUAUUUGGUAGGUUUUGUAAAAAUUGUUGAAUUGUUAAUAAAUCCCAGUUGGUA